Messenger RNA from Lampris incognitus (smalleye Pacific opah), 2093 nucleotides. RefSeq names its product cytochrome P450 3A30-like. The record is from RefSeq and is a predicted model, not a curated record. Bases 2 to 1516 code for a protein of 504 amino acids. Gene Ontology annotation, molecular function: iron ion binding; heme binding; steroid hydroxylase activity. The transcript is spliced from 13 exons. NCBI's taxonomy places the organism in Eukaryota, Metazoa, Chordata, Actinopteri, Lampriformes, Lampridae.
CAUGGCCUAUUUCCCAAGUUUUUCCAUCGAGACCUGGACUUUGAUAGUGAUUCUUCUCUCUCUCCUCGCACUGUAUGGAUAUGCACCGUAUGGAUUUUUCAAGAAACUUGGCAUUCAAGGACCGAAACCACUGCCCUUCAUCGGGACCUUUUUAGAGUACAGAAAGGGUCUCCAUGUAUUUGACACCGAAUGUUACAAGAAGUAUGGCAAGGUGUGGGGCAUAUAUGACGGCAGGCAGCCUGUGUUGGCUGUGAUGGACACGGCCAUGAUCAAGACCAUCCUCAUAAAGGAGUGCUACUCCAUCUUCACCAACAGACGGGAUUUCGGGCUAAACGGACCGCUGAGCGAUGCCAUUUCGGUUGUGGAAGAUGACAACUGGAAGAGAAUUCGCAGUGUACUCUCACCAUCGUUCACCAGCGGAAGACUGAAAGAGAUGUACCCCAUCAUGUUACAACACUCAGGGAAGCUGUUGACAACCCUUGAGCAGAAAGCAGAAGCUGACGAGGUCAUAGACGUUAAGGAUAUCUUUGGACCUUACAGUAUGGACGUUGUGACCAGUACUUCCUUCAGUGUUGACAUCGAUUCCAUCAACAAUCCCUCUGACCCAUUUGUAACCAACAUUAAGAAAAUGGUCAAAUUCGAUUUCUUGAGCCCGCUGCUGGUUAUUUUAGUUGUGUUUCCAUUCUUGGGACCGGUCUUUGACAAAAUGGACGUGACAUUCUUCCCUUCGGGUGUGCUGGACUUCUUCUAUAGCUUCCUGAAGAAGGUCAAAUCUGACCGACAGAAGCAUGACCAUCAGAAAAGAGUGGACUUCAUGCAGCUGAUGGUGGACUCUCAGACCACUGGGAGUGCUGAAGUCAUGGACUCUCAGAAAGGGUUAACCGAUAACGAGAUCCUAUCCCAGGCCAUGUUCUUUAUCUUUGCCGGAUAUGAGACCAGCAGCAACACAAUGUCUUUCUUGGCCUACAACCUGGCAACCCACCCUGAAAUCCAGAAGACCUUACAGGAGAAGAUUGAUGAGACCUUCCCAGACAAGGGUCGACCAACAUAUGAAGCCAUGAUGCAGAUGGAGUACCUGGACAUGGUGCUCAAUGAGUCACUGAGGCUGUUUCCUAUUAUCGUUCGACUUGAGCGAGUAGCAAAGACCUCUGUGGAGAUUAACAACGUGACCAUUCCUAAAGGAACAGUCACCAUGAUCCCUCUUCACGCACUCCACCGUGAGCCCACCCUCUGGCCUGAGCCUGACGCCUUUAAACCUGAAAGGUUUAGCAAAGAGAACAGAGACAACGUAGAUCCUUAUGCCUACCUACCCUUCGGAGCAGGGCCAAGGAACUGUAUUGGCAUGCGAUUUGCUAUCCUGAUGAUGAAGUUGGCCACAGUGGAAAUCCUUCAGAACUUCAGCUUUGUAACCUGCAAGGAGACCGAAAUUCCCCUGGAGGUGGGAGGUGAUGGUAUCACCUCCCCAAAGAAUCCCAUCAAACUGAAGCUGGUUCCCAGAGCACACGUAGCCGCUUGACCCGCGAGCUAACUUCCUUUUUCGGCUGACAUUAUGGAUGACAGGACGGCCUGCUGACUGCUGAGUGUCUCUCAGGUUGAAUUCCCUUAAGUCUCAUUAAGCAAGAUACCUAAACCUACCAGGGCUGUUUUUUUAUUAAUCUGCUAGCCAAAAGAGACACCCAACCUUGGAUGAUUAACAAAAACGUGAAAAUUUACCCCGUUGUCGUAGUGUCAUUACUAUCUCUCAUUCUAAAGAAUGUUUUCUUUUAUUUCAUAUAGUCAUUCAUACAUGUGAGGGCAAUGCUGGAUUAGUACCCCCAGGGGUCCCUGGGCACUGAAGCUCAUACCCCCCCCCCCACACACACACACACACACCACACACUUCCGACGUCCCAGCCAUUAAACCCCACCUUAAUUAUUUUGAGCUUCCAGUCAAGCUGGCAUAUCAAAUCCACCAGACCAUAAUCACACACCUAUUGGUCAAACGCUGAAUAACCAGUCCAGCUGAGCAGGUAUUCCUUUAUAGUUCAACAGACCAAGUACUGCCAUUUCACUCACAAACCACAAGACAAGGAAACAAUGGAUUAAAUCAUCCC